CACAGCUUGUUCGCGCGGCGCGGGGUUCACAUUCUCGCCGCGCCGCCAUGACAGUUCGAGCGCGACCAUUGACGCACCUCGUCGUAAACAAAAUGGAGUUGAAAAGUCGUCUAGCUUGGGAUAACAAACUAGAAAUGGAAUUUUUGAAGCACUAUUUCACUGAAAACAUACUAUGGAACCAAAAAAAUCCUUACUACAGGGACAGACACCAAAAUUAUUUAGCAUGGGAUAGGAUCAGCAACGCCAUGAAUAUGGACAUCGAAGAACUAAAAAAGAAAAAAGACUCUCUGUUAUCUAGUUAUCGUCUUUAUAGAAAUAAGGUUAAGAAGUCGUUGAUAAAUGGAUCUGGAGCAGUGUAUCAACCAAUCUGGUUUGCAUUCUCGUACAUGGAUUCUUUUCUAUCUAAAGGGCAAACUGAAGUAAAACAACUAGACGUUGGAGACGAGGACUCCGAUGAUCCACUUUGCCAGGAAACAGAAGAAGACGACAAAGGCAACAUUUACCUCAUACCCAUCAAGAACGAACAACUUAAGACGCCCUCGGCUAAGAGGCAACGACGCAGUUUGCCGACGCAGAAAUUUGAAGAGAGCUCGACUAUCGACAUGCAUGAGAUUAGCCAAGCAUACACAAUAAAUAAUCCCCAUGAAGAAGACGAUUGCGAUAGAUACGUAAAAAUCUUGGCUAACAAACUCAGAAAACUGCCGGAGGAUGAACGAAUAAUUAUCAUGCACGAAAUCGACGGCUUAUUCGUCAAACGAAUUCAGAAUAAGUUUAACUCGUCAGAAGCUUAAAUAUAUUUGAUAUUGUAGGUAGAUUGUAAGCUAAUUAAUGUGUCCUUUAAUAUAUUAUUAAG
Messenger RNA from Aricia agestis (brown argus), 853 nucleotides. RefSeq lists its product as uncharacterized. NCBI's taxonomy places the organism in Eukaryota, Metazoa, Arthropoda, Insecta, Lepidoptera, Lycaenidae. Bases 48 to 791 code for a protein of 247 amino acids. Gene Ontology annotation, molecular function: DNA binding. The transcript is spliced from 2 exons. The record is from RefSeq and is a predicted model, not a curated record.